AUGCAUGAGAUAAUUACCCUCCAGCUUGGACAGCGCAGUAAUUAUGUGGCUACCCAUUUCUGGAAUGCCCAGGAAUCAUAUUUUACAUAUUCGGAGAAUGAACAGUCACCAGUUAAUCAUGAUAUCCAUUUUCGUGGAGGUAUAGGGGCUGAUGGGACAGAGACGUUCACUCCCCGUACUCUUAUCUACGACCUGAAGGGUGGAUUUGGCACACUGCGCAAGUACAAUGCUCUAUAUCAACUUGAGGAAGAUCAACCUGGCCUGGAUAGCGGGCUUUGGGACACAAGCGGAGUCUUGCAGCAGCAGCCUAAGAUACCGCAGAUUGAAUAUCAAAGAUGCCUCGAUAUGGGGCUCCCGGUUCCUGAGUUGACUGCAGAAACCGUUAGAUACUGGUCCGACUUCAACCGUGUGUUUUACAGCCCACGCUCUAUCCAGCAAAUCAAUGAGUACGACCUUGGUUCCCAGCUGAUGCCGUUUGAGGACUGGUCCACGGGGCAGAGUCUUUUUUCCGACCUGGACAGAGAACAUGACCUACUGGACCGUGAUUUACGGCCUUUUGCGGAAGAAUGUGACCAGUUAAAGGGGAUUCAGAUUUUUUCCGGAGUGAACGAUGCAUGGGGUGGUUUCACGGCAAGUUAUGUAGGCCGCCUGAAAGAUGAGUACGGAAGCAAGAGUAUUUGGACAUGGGCUCUAAAUGAUUCAUCCAGCCCACAACGAGAAAAACGUAAGCUUGCCUCUGCGAACCUAGCAAGGUCAGUGAGCGAGAUAGGCAGUCAAGUCACAGCUUUCAUACCCAUUGCAGACCUGCCAAGCAGGAUAGCGCCCUAUGUGAAGCCAGACCUGCGCCAUACAUGGUACUCAUCGGCCCUGAUAUCUUUGGCGCUCGAGAGUAUCAGCCUUCCCACUCGACUAAGAGGGCAUGAAGCGCUCGACCUCUGGGAAAUAGCUUCCCGAGAUUCACGGAACAUAUAUCAUCUCGAAUCCACCGUAGGCACACAGGAGUUAUCUGGUUUUGCUACCGAUAGGGGGGGUUCAGGACAGGACAUAUCUGGAUCUGGAGUCAGUCAUGGCCAUGAUGAUGACGAUGAUGGACACCAAGAAAAGCUGAAACAGUUUGAUGUUGAACUCUCUCCACGCGGUCUUGCAUCAACCCAUGACAGCAGGGUGUUCCAUCAACUCUCGGUUAGAAGAGACAGAACUAGUGAUAAGUCUAGUUCUUCAAGCAAUACAGCGCCACCUGUAAAUACGAGCUCCAAGACCCAGAGGGAGGCCGAGAACUUUCGAAACAGUACUAAAACAGUUGCUAGCUUCGAUACACAACUAGAAUACCCAGUACUAGACUCCUUCCCCCGUGACUUAGUCGCGGGCCAAGGGCCACCAGGGUCAACGCUCAAGGUCGAUGCGGCGCUAUCUAUAUCCUCACAAGCAAGAGGAUAUCUCAAAGAUUUGCAGCAGUCGAUGGGGAUCUACGUCCCCUUUGACCAACGCGAAGAAUUAUCGAAUUGCCUAACUACGCUAUCUGAGGCUUAUAUUGAUGGAUGGGAGAGCGAUAGUGAUUCUGGUGACGAUUGA
This is a messenger RNA of Trichophyton rubrum CBS 118892, 1572 nucleotides long. RefSeq lists its product as uncharacterized. NCBI's taxonomy places the organism in Eukaryota, Fungi, Ascomycota, Eurotiomycetes, Onygenales, Arthrodermataceae. The record is from RefSeq and is a predicted model, not a curated record. Gene Ontology annotation, cellular component: cytoplasm. Gene Ontology annotation, biological process: mitochondrion distribution. Bases 1 to 1572 code for a protein of 523 amino acids. The transcript has 5 exons.